AUGGAGGGCGGGGGGCAAGGCGCAAAUGCUUUACUGAUCCGGUUUUUCUCUACUGGUUUGACAGCCCCACCCACGGUGAGGAUUGUUCACUCAGGCCUGGCGUGUAACAUCGAGGAGGAGCGGUACUCAGAGCGAGUGUACACCAUCCGCGAGGGGGAGACUCUGGAGCUGACCUGCUUGGUCACGGGCCACCCUCGGCCACAGAUCAGGUGGACCAAAACAGCAGGAAGUGCCUCUGACAGAUUUCAAGACUCAAGUGUCUUCAACGAAACUCUGAGGAUUACCAAUAUCCAGCGCCAUCAAGGAGGCCGCUACUACUGUAAGGCGGAAAAUGGCUUGGGUUCGCCAGCUAUAAAGUCAAUACGAGUGGAUGUCUACUAUCUGGAUGAUCCAAUAGUGACAGUUCAUCAGAGCAUAGGGGAAGCAAAAGAGCAGUUCUACUAUGAGAGGACGGUGUUUCUCAGGUGUGUUGCCAACUCCAAUCCGCCCGUUCGGUACAGCUGGCGGCGUGGUCAAGAGGUAUUGCUGCAGGGGUCCGACAAAGGAGUUGAAAUUUAUGAACCCUUCUUUACCCAGGGGGAAACAAAGAUUCUGAAACUAAAGAAUCUUCGACCUCAGGACUACGCUAAUUACAGCUGCAUCGCUUCGGUGAGGAAUGUGUGCAACAUCCCCGACAAGAUGGUGUCGUUUAGACUCUCCAAUAAAACAGCCUCUCCAUCGAUCAAGCUCCUGGUGGAUGACCCUAUUGUGGUGAACCCGGGGGAGGCCAUUACGUUAGUCUGCGUGACGACGGGAGGAGAACCGGCUCCCAGCCUCACCUGGGUGAGAUCCAUCGGGGUCUUGCCUGAGAAAAUUGUCCUGAACGGUGGGACCUUAACAAUACCUGCCGUCACUUCAGAAGACGCUGGCACCUAUAGCUGCAUCGCCAAUAAUAAUGUGGGCAACCCCGCAAAAAAGUCCACCAACAUCAUUGUAAGAGCCUUAAAAAAAGGUCGGUUUUGGAUCACGCCAGACCCAUAUCACAAAGACGACAACAUCCAGAUUGGGCGCGAGGUGAAAAUCUCUUGCCAGGUGGAAGCUGUUCCUUCGGAAGAGCUCACGUUUAGUUGGUUUAAAAAUGGACGCCCUUUGCGAAGCUCAGAGAGGAUGGUCAUUACCCAGACAGAUCCAGACGUGUCCCCUGGCACCACCAACCUGGAUAUCAUCGACUUGAAAUUCACGGACUUUGGGACCUACACUUGUGUGGCAUCCUUGAAAGGAGGCGGCAUAUCUGAUAUCAGCAUUGAUGUGAAUAUAUCCAGCAGUACAGUCCCACCCAAUUUGACUGUCCCACAAGAAAAAUCACCCUUGGUCACACGGGAAGGAGAUACUAUUGAACUGCAGUGCCAAGUGACCGGAAAGCCCAAACCGAUCAUUCUUUGGUCCAGAGCAGACAAGGAGACGGCGAUGCCAGAUGGAUCGAUGCAGAUGGAGAGCUACGAUGGGAUACUAAGGAUAGUGAACGUGUCUCGGGAGAUGACAGGAACGUACAGAUGUCAGACCAGUCAGUACAACGGAUUCAACGUGAAGCCGAGAGAAGCCCUGGUACAGCUCAUUGUGCAGUAUCCUCCUGCGGUGGAACCAGCCUUCUUGGAGAUUAGGCAAGGCCAGGGUCGAAGCAUCACCAUGAGUUGCCGGGUGCUGAGAGCGUACCCAACUCGGGUGCUGACAUUCGAGUGGCGACUGGGCAAUAAGUUGCUGCGGACUGGUCAGUUUGAUGCUCAAGACUCUACUGAAUACACCGUAAGCAGUCUGUCCAGGGACAGCUAUGGGAUUUACAAUUGCAACAUCAUAAAUGAAGCUGGAGCAGGGCGAUGCAGCUUUCUCGUUACAGGCAAAGCGUACGCGCCGGAGUUUUACUACGACACCUACAACCCCCUGUGGCAGAACCGGCCCCGGGUUUACUCCUACAGCCUGCAGUGGACUCAGAUGAACCCCGACGCUGUGGACCGCAUCCUUGCGUACCGCCUAGGGAUUAAGCAGGCUGGGCAGCAGCGUUGGUGGGAGCAGGAGAUUACAGUGAAUGGGAACAUUCAGAAAGGAGAAUUAAUUACAUACAACCUGACGGAGCUGAUCAAGCCAGAAGCCUACGAAGUCCGACUGACUCCUAUCACCAGAUUUGGGGAGGGAGAUUCGACCAUUCGUGUUAUCAAGUAUAGUGCUCCAGUCAAUCCCCACUUACGAGAGUUUCACUGUGGGUUUGAGGACAAUAACAUCUGUCUAUUCACCCAAGAUGAUACGGACAAUUUUGACUGGACGAAACAAAGCACUCUCACCAGACACCCAAAAUACACUCCAAACACUGGGCCCAUUGCAGACCGAACCGGGUCCAAAGAAGGUUUCUACAUGUACAUUGAAACGUCGCGCCCCAGGCUGGAAGGAGAAAAAGCCAGACUUGUUAGUCCUGUUUUCAGUGUGGUGCCUCAAAAUCCUUACGGAGCUACCAACACGGCGUACUGUUUUAGCUUCUACUAUCACAUGUACGGACAGCACAUAGGAAGCUUGAAUGUUUACCUGCGGCUAAAGGGUCAGACGACAAUAGAAAACCCAUUAUGGUCCUUAAGUGGGAAUAAGGGGCAGCACUGGAAUCAGGCCCGUCUUAACAUACACCCAACCACUUCAUUUCAGGUCAUUUUUGAAGGAAUCCGAGGCCCUGGCAUAGAAGGCGACAUUGCUAUUGACGACAUAUCAAUUGUGGAAGGAGAGUGUAUGAAAACAUACCAGCCGCCCAUCAAUUCGCGAUCAGGUGCUUUUGGGACGUUAGCACAUAUAUGGCUUUUCCCAGGUCUCCUCCUCCUGUCUGUCUUAAGUCAUCAGAGGUGACCUUGUUCUGGCAGAGGCUACAAAAGAUUCACCAGGCACUGGCAUGAAGAAAGAGUCUUUGUAAAAUGGACAUUUAAAAACAAACUACCAAAGAUUCCUCCACUGACUGACUCAAACGUUUAAAAAAAAAAAUAAAAGUUUAAAAAAAAA
Messenger RNA from Gavialis gangeticus (Gharial), 3012 nucleotides. RefSeq names its product MAM domain containing glycosylphosphatidylinositol anchor 2 (gene MDGA2). NCBI's taxonomy places the organism in Eukaryota, Metazoa, Chordata, Crocodylia, Gavialidae. Gene Ontology annotation, molecular function: protein binding. The transcript is spliced from 16 exons. Gene Ontology annotation, cellular component: plasma membrane. The record is from RefSeq and is a predicted model, not a curated record. Gene Ontology annotation, biological process: homophilic cell-cell adhesion. The coding region runs from base 1 to 2862 and encodes 953 amino acids.